Scutellospora calospora is the source of this 2124-nucleotide messenger RNA. NCBI's taxonomy places the organism in Eukaryota, Fungi, Glomeromycota, Glomeromycetes, Diversisporales, Gigasporaceae. The record is from the annotation of a GenBank genome assembly.
GCUUUUCAUCCACCGUCGUCCGAGGAACAUUAUUCUUCACAAAAUUUUUUUGACCAACAGCAGCAGUACAAUCAAGAACAACUUGAUGAGAUUCAAGAACAACUUAAUCCAUCUAAUAUAGUUCAACGUUUCCAAAUAUCCGAGAACAAUAAUUUUGCUUUUCAGGCCUUUGAUAAUAAUUCAAUUCUCGGAAAUUCUCUCCCUACUGAUUGGCCACAAAUUUAUGGGAAUGAUGAUAUGUGCGGAUUAGUAGAUAGUUCUAGUUUUCCUAACGGUGUCUUCGUUGAUGGUUUAAUACCCCAUAAUUUGGUUGCUGAUGGUAGUUCUUGGGUACUUAAUCAAAACCCUGGAUUUGUCAAGCAGGAAACUCAUUCUUCAUUAUCAAAUUCACCUUCUGAGGCUGAUUCUGAUCAAAAUAAUGUAUCAGUUAUGUCAAAUUCUAACGAUCAUGCUAGAUCUCAAACUCCUGGUCCUUUCCAUAAAACUAACAUUCCAAAUUAUUUGACCGCUCGUCGUCGAAGUUUAUCUGCUGAUAAUAUACAUGCUCUGGCAAAAGCUCAACAAUUAGCUAGCCGCAAGAUCCCAUAUCUCGCUCAUCAAAAUUCUGAACAAAUGUUAUUUCAAAGAUCUCAAACUAUGGGUUUUGAUCAACAUUAUAUAAAAAUGCAAGAAACUGGUAUCAAUCAGAACAUUUUACAUGUUGAUAAUCAAAAUACUAAUCAAAUUAAUGAUAAUGAUUCAGAUCAUAAUAAUUGUCAACAAAAUAAUUCUGAUACUAAUAGUCCAACACAACAAACUACAAAUCGUCCUCAACUUUCUCGUUCUGUUUCUCAUCAACAGAUUGGUCCAAUCAAUCAUGCCCAAAGACUCACCGAAUUUCAAGCUAGAUUUAAAGUAAAACUUGAUAAAAGAACUCAAAGGAGUAUGCCAAAUAUACAUGCCGCUGCUCAUGCCGCUAUGGCUCAAUCUUCUAUAAAUCUUCAAAAAUCUAGUCCUUCAAUCGGUGCACCUACUAAUGGUAGUAUAUCUAUCAUGGAAAUUAAUCAGCCCUUGUCAACUCAGACCUUCAAUAAUGAGAAAUCUAAUUCUCUUAAACCAUCUCCAAAUCCACCUCGUCGUGGACAUAUGCGUAAACGUUCUCUUUCUGCUCCUACAACUCCAUUUCCAAAUCUUACUCAACAAUCUCCGGGUUCUAUUCCUUUACAACCUGCUCAAUCAUUUCCUCUCAACUUUCCUAUGACCUUUCGCAGGCCUAAUGCGUUACCUAUUCAAAUUCAUAGAAAUCCUAAACAUUCACAUGCUAGUGCUCCUUUAUCAUCUGAAGAGUAUCAACGCAAGUUAAAUGAAGAACUUGAGAAAGUUGACUUUGAUGAUAUCACUGUUAGUGAACUCAAAGAGAUGUUACGUCAAAGAGGUAAACCCGCUACUGGAAAAAAGGCUGUAUUGAUGCAGAGACUUCAAGAGGAAGUAGAACACGUUAAAGCUAUGAAAAAUAAUAGCCAACAACUUAAAAAUCUAAUGAUGUCUUCACCCACAUCUCCAUCUAGUGGUGUAUCUUUGCAAAGAAGUAUUGCUAAUUUACAAAUAUCCAGUCCGCCCAUACAUUCUCGACGCUUUAGCCCUUAUGGUAGUGUCAGUAUUCCGGGUAGUCCAAGAAUAAUGCCCAGCGGGCUGGGUAAUGGGCGAUCUGGCUUUAACGGAAAUGUUCCUUAUACUGAAGGUGAUGAAUGGCACUUUCACAAUGUUGGAAUGGUAUCCCCACUAACGUCACAUGACCUUGAUGAUGCGGUUCAAUCUCAAGCGAUGAUGAUAAUAGGAUCGCAACAAUCUCAGGAAAUGUAUGGACAACAGCAACCUUCUUCAGCACCAGCUACUACUACUGAAUUUGAACAAGCAUUUCAACAUCAACCAUCAUCUGCCCCUCCGAUGACAACUGAAUUUACUUUAGAGUUUGAUUUUAACUCUCAACACCACUUACAAGAUGGAAAUGGAAAUGUUCUUAUAAAGUCUGAAGAUUAUCUUAAUUUUUCUCCUAUGACCUCAAUUUCUCAUCAUCAAUCUUCUCAGCAUUUACCUAUGCAAAUUGAACUUCCUCAAGAUGGAAUGACAUUUGGUGGAUGGUGA